CGAUUUUCCACAUUUGAAUGGAGGACACAUUACACGUAACACAACCAGGCAGCUACUUACUGUAACAUUCGGGACCAACUUCAACGAACAUUUUUGAAAAUGUCUUUAUGUAAUAUUUGGCAUUAUGAUUUGUCAAUGGGUGUUAAAUAAGGACAUUCGUCUUAGCUGAGUGUUUAUGAAAGUUCGGGAAACGCUAAAAAGGGUCAGAGGUUGUUUGCAUAGCUAAGGAAACGGAUAAAGUAAGUUGUGACAGAAUGAGCCACGCGAAAAGAACUUACCCAUAAACACACGAACAGGAUCCAAUAUUUACGUGUAAUUUGUUUGACAGUUUUGCGAAUGUCGGUUAGCGUUGGAUGGCUUGCUAAUAUGUGCCAGUUAACCUAGCUGCCUUGCUGUCACGCUUGUUGUAGCGGAGCAUGACCACAUCUGAGACAUCAUAAGUUUUUAUGAACUAUUGAUUGCAGAUGUUUUCUUGGCUAAGCAUGUGAAGUUAGCUACAGGACAAGGGCGAGUUGAAGAGCUGAAGGUGUCUGCAUGUUUAUGUGAGAAGCGGCUGAAAAAACAAUGGAACUGAUCUGCAUCCGUUUCAUUAGAAAUAGACAGCUAUAUAAUUUAAGGGCCUACAGUCAAAGUAGGCACUGGGACUUCAGCACUUCUCUCUGUCCACACAAAGCGUGCAGCCUUAAGAACAGGGCACUAGCGCCAGCCUGCUUCCAGGCGGGCAGAGGUAGCCUGUCUCCACUAUGCGAACAACUGUGGACAGCAGUCCCCACAGACCAGCAACGGAGACCAGUUUGCCAUGCCUACCUGAAUCACCCUCCUGUCACUAAAGGGAGGCUCUUUAGUGUGGGUGUGUCCUACCAGAAGGGACUUCUCCAUCAUAAUCCAGCAGCUUACGGUGUGCACAACUUUCACACAUCGGGACCCUUGAGAGCCCUGCCAAUCCCCCUAAUAUGGCUGGUCCUCAAGCCAUUACAGAAACUGGUGGCCAUUGUUCUGGGAAGGAGCAUCAGGAAGUGGUGGGGGGCUCUCCCGGCCAAUCGGCAGCAGCUGCUGCGGGAGGCCGUGUGGAGGCGGAGGUGGCACCUGGCGGCAGGUGGGGCGGCCCUGCUGGUGGCCCUCUCCGUGUUGCUCUUCACCCACCUGGACGAGUCCCCUGUCACUGGGCGGACCCGCCUGCUGGUCUUCACCAGAGAUAACUUCAUGGAGCUGGCCAAUGUGACAUCAGAGGGGUAUAUGGAACAGUACAAGGAUUCUUUUAUUCCAAUGGAGGACCCCAUGCACAAGGUGGUGGAGACGUUGGUCAAGCACCUGGCCCAGAGGAACCAGGACAUUGAAGAGGUGGCCAGAAUUCCAUGGAGCGUCCAUGUGGUGGACAGUCCCACCAUCAACGCCUUUGCUCUACCAAACGGGAAAGUGUUUAUCUUCACUGGCAUGCUGGAGGCCGUGGCAGACGUCCAUCAGCUGACCUUCAUUUUGGGUCAUGAGAUGGCCCACGCCCUGAUUGGCCACUCGGCGGAGCAGGCCAGCUUGUCGCACGUGGUGGACCUCCUUUCCCUCCUCUUCCUCACCGCCAUCUGGGCUGUGUGUCCUCAGGACAGCCUGGCCGUACUGGGACACUGGGUCCAGGGGAAGCUGGUGAAGUUCAUGUUCAAUCGGCCCUUCAGCAGGAGACUGGAGGCGGAGGCCGACCAGGUCGGGCUGCUCUUGGCCGCUAAGGCCUGUGCCGACGUACGGGCUGGACCCGUCUUUUGGCAGCAAAUGGAGAUUUCGAAUCAACUGACGGGUGACCCCACCGGGCCCGAAUGGCUCUCCACGCACCCCUCCCACAGGAAUCGGGGAAACAAACUGGACCGCUUGGUCCCUGAGGCUCUGAAGCUCAGGGCGAGCUGCGACUGCCCCGCCCUGCCGGGCACCGACCCCCGCGUCGUUUUCUCCGAGAGCGUGAAGCUGCUUCUGGAGACCGUGAAGGCGAAAGGCCAGGAGGGGGCGCACAAGGGGCCCGGGGCGCCGGUGGCCCCCGCCGCGCCUCAGGCGGCGGCGCUAGCGCGCUGGGGGCCCUGCCCUCCCUAA
Molecule: messenger RNA, 2073 nt
Organism: Anguilla anguilla (European eel)
Lineage: Eukaryota; Metazoa; Chordata; Actinopteri; Anguilliformes; Anguillidae
Gene: oma1
Product: OMA1 zinc metallopeptidase
Exons: 9
Coding region: 565-2073 (502 amino acids)
Biological process (GO): mitochondrial protein processing; protein quality control for misfolded or incompletely synthesized proteins
Cellular component (GO): mitochondrial inner membrane
Molecular function (GO): metalloendopeptidase activity
Source: RefSeq, a predicted model, not a curated record